AUGGCUUCCUCAACUAUGCACGCGGUUGGCGUAACAGAGUAUGGCUCCGUUGAGAAACUACACUCAAGAGAAGUCCCCAAGCCAUCGAAGCCAACAGGCCGUCAAAUGAUCGUUCAAGUGAAAGCCAUCUCCGUCAACCCUAUCGACAAGAAAGUCCGCGCUGGCACUUACGACGAUGCCCCUGACUAUUACGAACGAGUCAAGCCACUAACACAAGACUCGCCCCACUUCCAUAUCACUGGCUACGAUGGUGCCGGCAUCGUCCUUGAGACGGGUCCGGAUGUAAAGUACUUCAAGCCCGGCGAGGAGGUCUACUACCUUGGAAACCCUGUCUUUCAAGGCUCCUAUGCCGAGCAGUUGAUCGUGGAUGAACGACACGCCGGCCACAAGCCAAAGUCUCUCGAUUUUGUCCAGGCCGCAGCAAUGCCGUUAACUUUCGCUACUGCAUACGAGUCGCUCGUUGACCGAUUAGAGAUCAAGGUAGGCGAGAAAGCCGGAAUCCUCAUCAUCAACGGCGGCGGCGGUAUGGGAUCGAUCACAUCCCAAGUCGCUCGGCACAUCUUAAAAUUGCCUAUCGUUAUCACCACGGCCUCGCGACCCGAGACCAUUGAGUUCUCCAAGAAAAUGGGCGCCACACACGUGGUCAACCACCGUGGAGACAUCGUGCAGCAGAUCAAGGACCUAAACCUCCCCGCCGACAUCCCCUUAAAAUACGCGUACAUCACGGGCCGUACGGAGCAGUACUUGUUCCCGAUCGCGGACAUCCUAGCGCCUUUUGGCAAGGUGGGCAGUAUCGUGCAGGCCAACUUCGACAUGUACGGAUCGCAGAUGAUGAGCAAGUCGCUGACCUUUGUCUGGUGCUGGGUUGGGACUGGACCGUACCAUUAUUACUACAAUGACAAGCAGGAAAAGCACCAUGACUGGUAUGAGAAGCUGGCGACGCUCCUAGAUCAGGGUGUGAUUAAGUGUCAUUUGAAUGAGCGCUUGAGAGCCACAGCUGAAGGCAUCAGGCAGGCUCACAGGAGGCUUGAGGCUGGAAAUGCUGUGGGUAAGAUUGGACUGGGUAUUGAUGAGCCUGGUGAGGGAAAGGCGUUUCAGUAG
This is a messenger RNA of Daldinia childiae, 1101 nucleotides long. RefSeq lists its product as uncharacterized. Gene Ontology annotation, molecular function: oxidoreductase activity. The transcript has a single exon. The record is from RefSeq and is a predicted model, not a curated record. Lineage: Eukaryota; Fungi; Ascomycota; Sordariomycetes; Xylariales; Hypoxylaceae. The coding region runs from base 1 to 1101 and encodes 366 amino acids.